AAACAGUGCAGGCUGUGGUAAAAACCCUUUCCUCUGGUCUUGGCUUCAGAGUUAAAAGUGGUGCUUCACCUUUUUAACACAGCGUGAAACAGAGCUCUCGUGUUCACUGUUGUUUGCAGUCCUGGUGAAACAUUCAAAGAGAAAGUCAUCUGAAAUCAUGCAUGCAUUUACCGUUUUUUGUCCUGUGUUGCUGAUAUGGUCGUGUCACAUAAAGAAAAGUUGGUCCAAUGAGACUACUGAAUACCAAUCCACAACAGAAUAUGAGUAUACCAGUGAUUCGAUGGAUUACAGUGAACAUGAAUUCCUUUGCGAAAAAAGCUUCAACCGUACCUUCCGCACCUGGUUCCUGCCCACCAUCUACACCAUCAUCUGCCUCCUGGCUCUUGUGGGGAACGUUCUGGUCAUCCUGACCUUCCUUUACUUCAAGAGGCUGAAGACGAUGACUGACGUCUACCUGCUCAACCUAGCCAUGGCUGACCUGCUGUUUGCAAUUUCGCUCCCCUUCUGGGCAGCUAGUUUCAUGAGCAAGUGGCAUUUGGGUCUGUAUCCAUGCAAGGCCAUGUUCACCAUCUACAAGGUCAGCUUCUUCAGCGGCAUGUUCCUUCUCACCUGUAUCAGCGUAGAUCGCUACUACUCCAUAACCAAGGCCGUCUCUGCUCAUCGCUGUCGCUCCAGUGCGGUCUAUUAUGGACAGGUGUCUUCUCUGGUUACAUGGGUGAUGGCGGUGAUCUUUUCGGUACCUGACAUGGUGUUCUCUGAAGUCAAUGUCAAUGGCACCUGUGUAGAAAAUGGCAGCAACUAUGAGGACUACCGCAUUAGGAUGCUGGUAAGUCAGAUGGUCCUGGGUUUUAUACUUCCAGCGAUCGUCAUUGGAUUCUGUUACAUCUGUAUCAUCAAGACCCUAGUCCAAGCCAAGAACUUUGAGAGGAAUAAAGCCUUCAAGGUUAUCAUUGCAGUGGUAGCUGUCUUUGUGUUCAGCCAACUACCCUACAAUGUAGUCAUGGGAGUGACCACUCAGGAAACAACGGACUGCGGCAAGGACAACAGUCGUCUUUAUGCCAUGGAUGUGACCAGGGCCGUGGCCUUUUUGCGCUGCUGUGUGAACCCAUUCCUGUACGCCUUCAUUGGGGUGAAGUUUCGCAAUGAUCUCCUGAAGCUGUUGAAAGACUUGGGAUGUCUCAAAAAGAGCCACCUCAUGUACACCCACUGCGGUAAACGAAGAUCUUCUGUCGGCCUGGACACCGAAACCACCACAACGUUUUCGCCCUGAAUGCUCUUAUAUGCUUGAGAACAGAUUCCAAAACAAAAGAAAGGUUUUGCCAGUUUCAGUUAUAGUGGUAAAUUGCUUCA
Molecule: messenger RNA, 1350 nt
Organism: Rhinichthys klamathensis goyatoka
Lineage: Eukaryota; Metazoa; Chordata; Actinopteri; Cypriniformes; Leuciscidae
Gene: ccr7
Product: chemokine (C-C motif) receptor 7
Exons: 3
Coding region: 158-1270 (370 amino acids)
Biological process (GO): immune response; chemotaxis; inflammatory response
Cellular component (GO): membrane
Molecular function (GO): C-C motif chemokine 19 receptor activity; chemokine (C-C motif) ligand 19 binding; chemokine (C-C motif) ligand 21 binding
Source: RefSeq, a predicted model, not a curated record